This is a messenger RNA of Beta vulgaris subsp. vulgaris (sugar beet), 924 nucleotides long. RefSeq lists its product as uncharacterized. The record is from RefSeq and is a predicted model, not a curated record. Gene Ontology annotation, molecular function: nucleic acid binding; zinc ion binding. The transcript is spliced from 2 exons. Lineage: Eukaryota; Viridiplantae; Streptophyta; Magnoliopsida; Caryophyllales; Amaranthaceae. Bases 1 to 924 code for a protein of 307 amino acids.
AUGGCAGAGGAGAUCACCACUUUCGUUUCAAAUUUACGUCUUGAUGAAGAAGAGGAACAGAUCCUCGACUUUGAUACUAUAAACCCUAAUUAUGAAAAAACGGUUUCCUUGCUCCUCAUAGGGAAACUUCUUACUGAACGAUCUUUUAAUGUGGAAGCUUUCAAGCGGACUAUCACUACUGUUUGGGAGCCCAUCCAUGGCCUGGUAAUUAGGGCGCUCCGUCCAAAUUUAUUUGCUUUCCAAUUUUUCCAUUGGCGGGAUAUGAUGAAAGUCCUCAAUGGAUGCCCGUGGAAUUUUGACAACAUGCUGGUUCUAUUGAAGGAGGCAGACGGUGAUGAACCCCCGGAUCAGGUAACUCUCAAUCAAUCCCCGUUUUGGGUUCGGUUAAAAAAUCUCCCCUUUAAUAUGCGUUCUGAUAAUGUUGUGAAAGCUUUGAUUGGUAAUAUGGGUGACAUAAUAGAAAUUGAGGAAGAUGUUCUUGGAUUUGGUAGAUUCCGUCGUGUCAAAGUUAUGCUUGAUACUACAAAACCGUUACGCCGGUUUAGAAAACUUAGAGAUAAGAAAGGUUGUGAGAUACAAAUUGACUUUGCCUAUGAACGCCUCCCAUGCUUGGCUUGUGGUGUUAUGGGACAUUCCGAAAAAGACUGUCAAGUAGUUUUUGAAGAGGAUAAAUGCUGGGGAGAAUUUACUCCACCUCUCUCUCAGUUGCCUGGUCACGCUUUAGAAAAAGGGAAAUCAUCUUUUGACUUCUCUUCAAGUCUCACUGUUGCUGAAGUGGGGGACAAAGAUUCUGAGAGUCAUAAAAAUUCAACUUUUGUGUCGGCUCCCCAUGCAUUUAUUCCCCCAGAUAUUUCAAUAAAGGCUGCUUUUUCUCCCCCCUUAAAUGAGGUGUCCGUGGAACUAAAUGAACAGAGGCCCACUUAA